GAGAAAGUGAGCGAGCGAGCGAGCGAGACGGCCACUCGGGAAGGUACCGAGGAAGCGGACUGCCCCUUCGUGCUGCGUACAAUUUCUGUUUGGUUUUCUGCAGUUGUCUACCACGGUCGGCCAGCCACCUCAAUGAAGAAGCACCAACCGGCGGGCUGCUGCCCUGCACGCAACACCCGAGACGAUUGGCGCCGCAGCCGUUAACUUUUCAAGCACCACAGGGGAAUGCGGUGGACUCCCGCUGUUUGUGUCCGGGAAUGGCCAACCUGUGGACAAGCGGCUUGAUGCUGCUCACUCUGCUACCCCUCGGAGGCUCCGUGUGCCCCGACCGCUGCGACUGCCAGCAGCCCCAGCACCUCUUGUGCACCAACAGGGGUUUGCGAGCCGUGCCUAAGUCCACCGACCAGAACCCAGAGGAGAUUCUCAUCUACAGCCUGGGAGGAAACUUUAUUCACAACGUGUCCUCCUUCGAUUUCAUUCGCUUCAGCCAGCUGAUCCGACUGGACCUGCAGUACAAUCAGAUCCAGCUUAUUCAUUCGAAAACUUUCGAGAAGCUUAUGCGGUUGGAGGAGCUCUAUUUAGGCAACAACUUGGUAGGCAGCUUGCCUCCAGGUGCCCUGUUGUCCCUGAGGAAGCUGCGCAUUUUGUACUUGAACAACAACGAGCUGAAGAAGCUGACGCAGGACGUCUUUUCCAGGUUGGACAGCCUGAUAAAACUGCGGCUGGACGGCAACGCAGUGGAAUCCCUGCAGGAAGACCUCUUUCAGUCCUUGACUAACCUUCUGUACCUGCACCUGGAGUCCAACCGAAUACGCUACGUGCACAAGAACGCCUUUGCCAAGUUGGCCAAGCUGCGUUUCCUCAACCUUUCUGGCAACAAGCAGACGGCGCUACGCAACUCACACACUUUCGCGCCGUUGAGCUCGCUGACCACGCUGCUGCUGUCGGAGAACGACAUCCAGCUUGUGGGGAAUCGAGUGUUUGAAAGCCUUCAGAAGCUCUCUAAACUUUCCCUGAGCAAUAAUAAAAUUAGUAGCCUGGCCGGUGAGGCCUUUAAGGGUCUAUCGAGCCUCAGGGAGUUGCUUUUGGAUGGCAACCUCCUGGCAGACAUCCCCCAGGGACUGUUUGACUCCAUGGUGAAGCUGGAGCAGCUGGACCUUAGCAAUAAUUUGAUCUCAAGUGUCCACCCCAGUGCACUUAAGGAGUUGAAAGCACUAAAAGUGCUAAAGCUUAAAAAUAACCGCCUCACGGCUUUGUCUGGGGAGGUAUUUUCUUUCAAUGGUGGGCUUUACAGCUUGGACUUGAAUGACAAUAUGUGGACUUGUGACUGCAGACUCCUGCAGCUUAAGGAGUGGAUGAAUUCAGCUCACUCCCAGGGAAAGCUGCUUACAGUAUUUGUUCAGUGUUCCCACCCUCCACUUUUGAAAGGGAAAUACUUGGACUAUUUAAACAGUUCUCAGCUGCAGUCCACAGGUAGUGUCCCAGAGGCCUGCUUAUUUACUCUGCCAGAUUCUGCCAGCUCCCUGACCCAGGUCAGUGAGAAACAGGAGCUGCUGCCAGCAGGUCAGCAGAAUAUUCAGGCAGACCAGGGUGGACCCGGAGAGCCAGACACUAGCAAAACAGGCAAGCCAAAGCGAAAAAAGGAGGCUGGUAACAACCGGUCCCGACUUUUGACAACUGUGAAGUCAGUGCUUACUAAGGAUGCCUCUCCUGGCAAAGCAAGAUCUGCUGAUAAAAACAUCACAUUGAAAGCUACAGUGGAGGAAAGCAUACCUUCCCCUGGAACAUCUACAUCCCACCCUGUUCAAGCUAAAGCUGAGAAAUUUAACCUACUUCAGCAAGAUGGGAUGGAGCUCCCCAUGGUGAGCGACCCGUGUGAGUUCAACAGGCACUUUAUCCUUAAUAUCACAGCAGAGCACGUGGCUACCAAUACAGCGACCAUUCGGUGGAAAGUUCUUGCCCACCAAGGCCCCAAGAACUCCUUGGUGCAUUUUAGGGUCCUUUUUGAUAGGUUUGGCCAACCUGUAAGAUUUCAUCGUUUCAUUUAUGUCAGAGAUCGGUCAAACACAAUCACUUUGCAGGAAUUAAAGGAAGACACCACAUACAUGGUAUGUAUCGAGAGUGUGAUUGCCGAGCAAGUGUGCCAGGUUGCCUCUAGAGAUCAUUGCACAGGGGUCGUAACACUGCCUGAGCAAAAAAAAAUAGUGGAUUUCCAGCUGCUGACAGUAAUUAUGCUCGGUAUAAAUGCUUUCCUCGUUUUUAUGGUGGCAUCUGUGUGGAUCACUAAAUUGCUGAGAAAAAGACUCAACAAAAGGAAGUCGGCAGUUCAUGUGAGACAGAUGUAUUCAACAAGGAGGCCUCUGCGCUCCAUGGGCACCGGGGUGUCUUCUGACUUUACAGGAUACCAGUCAAAUCGCCCUCGAAAUGCCAUGUGCACCAUUGAUGAGGCUGAUCUAAUUGAAUUCCCAUGUGACCGAUUUCUGGAAAGCAAUCUAAGAAGGGAAGAGGUAAUUCAGAGAUUCCCUGAUUAAAAUUUGCACCAUGGAAUUCUCACAUGUUCUUACAGACAUCUUUUAGUUUAUGUAAAAUUUGAUGCUCUUAAGUGGUGUUUACACUUUUUAUAACAAAAGAAAACAAUUAAUCCCUUGAGUUCACAUUCAUCAUCAUGAUGAUUAAAGUUAUACAUUUACAUCCAGCUAUUGCAAAAAAAGAAAAAUAAAACAAGCCCGGUACCUGAAAUAAAGGUAUUAUUUUUCAAAUCUAUUGUUUGUCUUUUGGAAACAAAAUAGUUGGUUUAGUUUGUAAGGGAAUAUAAUUAGACGAAAACCAGAGACAUUGUUUGACUAAGGUAAUUAGAAACAGGCCUGACAAGCCAAGAGAUAAAGAACUGCUUUUUAUCUCAGUAUAUGUAUGCAUUUUCAUAUUUUUAUAAACUGUAUGCAAUGGGUACUGUUCUCUUCUUAAAAUGUAAUUAUUUUUGAAAAAAGACAUGGGUAACAUUGUUUUCAAUUUUAUAUAUUAAAAAACUGAGAACAAAACAGUUAAAAGUAGGAGUCCCAUUCCACCUUGAAGAACAGUAAAAUAGAGGCUUUAUCCGUGUGACUUUUUUUCUUUUAGCUACCAAAAUUUGUAUUUAGGUGUUUUAAAAUUGAGAUGCUUGGUAUCUUAGUUCUAAACCUAACCUAAACAUCUGUUCCACUGUUAAGUGCUUUAUAAGGGUUAUAAGAAGUGGCCUUUACAUGUAAUAUGCUGUAUUUUAUCUAAUGUACACAUUAAACAUUUAUACACACACAAUUCAUAAUUUUACUGAAAUUCCAACACAAUGAAAUAAAAAUAGCUUCUAGAAUUAAUCUGUAGAAUCAAAUAUCAUGUCAUUCAUUAUACUGAUGCAGAAUAUUGCUAAUUUAGUUGGAAAGAAAAUAUAUUUAAUUUUAAGACGAUUGCUGUUGCAAUUAGUCUUAGUAUCUGAUCAUUUUCCAAAGAAAGCACAGAAUGUAUUACUUGUGUUAUUGUGUAAGAGAGGAACUGCUUUGACUAAGUUAAUUAGGUUACUUUGAGCACUGUCUCAAGCUCCUAAAAGCAUGAGAUCGAUUUUAAAUUCCCCCUGCAACCCUGACUAGCCUGAGUGGGUUAGAGGAAAGAUGCAUCAAAUUAUUUAAACAAGUGCAUAUAAGUUAAAACAAUAAAAACAAAUUUAUCAACCACCA
Molecule: messenger RNA, 3707 nt
Organism: Polypterus senegalus (gray bichir)
Lineage: Eukaryota; Metazoa; Chordata; Cladistia; Polypteriformes; Polypteridae
Gene: tril
Product: TLR4 interactor with leucine-rich repeats
Exons: 1
Coding region: 258-2531 (757 amino acids)
Cellular component (GO): extracellular matrix
Molecular function (GO): protein binding
Source: RefSeq, a predicted model, not a curated record